AGGCCCGAGCAUCGAGGAAAGAAAAAUAUCGGCAAAAUGCCGGAGCGUGGCCCCACGCGCCGUCGUAUACACAUCUUUCCCAUAAUGAUGUGCACGUAUCUGUAAAAAGACCCUGAAGCGGCCCAGCAUCGGAGCGUGACUCUCACGCGCUCUGGUCUCUCCAUCACGUUAUGUUUUUGUGAUAAAGCACUCCGUCACCUUUGCUCUCUCCCUCGACAGUUUUGGAAAGACGAUAAAAACACAGAGCUAAGAAGAAGAUGUGUAUGCGGAAACGUUAGACGAAUCGAAACGUGCCGAUCUCUUCAUCAUUUCCAUCUUCAUGGAUGUGGUCUUUGACGAAACAAACGUGCAGAGAGAGAGAGAGAGAGAGAGAGAGAGAAGCCAUUAGAAUACAAUGGAUGGAACUAGGUGAUAAAGGGAGAGGAAUAUUAUAAUUAUUGACCUCUCUGGUGAUGCACAUGGCUUCUCGGGUUUCCCUCUUCACCGUAAAACCCAUUUGUUUUUUCCCCUUUCCUUCACAUGCCCUCCUCUCUCUCUCUCCCUCUCUAUUGGUUAAUCUCUUCCCGAUGCCCAUUUGAAGUUUAUUGACUCUUCGCUCGACGAGUAUUCUUCAGAUCUGCUGCUCUUCCACCUUCUUCCUUCCCCCGUGGGGUUUUCCCGGCGACCGGAGAGGAAAAGAUCAAAGAUUCUGGGUCAAGUCCUUUGCGAAAAGUUCGUCGAUGUUCUGAAACAGUGUUUCGCGAAGAUAACAUGGUCUGUGAAAUGGAGACUGAGCAGAUCGAGGACAUGGAGAUCGAAGUCCUGUCCUCGAUGUGGCCGGAAGAUGUCGGAACAGAAACCGACAAACAGUUCAACGUCGAAAAACCGGCAGGGGACCAAGACAUGUUGAAAGAGGUAACGAUCGAGGAGAAACAGACAUUCGCAGACCUGAGACGGUUAUCGGAGCUCAUGGACAGUACGGACCAGGGUUCGUCCCAGCUGACGAACCUCGUCAAGCAAUGGGAAUACAUGCAAGCUAACGCUGUUCGGCUUCUCAGGGAAGAGCUCAAGAAUCUGAGCAGGCAGAGGGAGGAGGCCGAGGCGAAAGAGCUGAAGAUAAUAGAGGAGCAUAAGUUCGAGAGCGACGGAAGGAACGCGAAUUUUCCCGUGCUGGACGAAACUUGUGAUCUUUUCCGGAGUUUCGAGGAGAGGAAACGGGAUAAGGUAGUCGAGAGAAAGAAGAUCGACAUCGACGAGGAGUAUGAUACGGUAGCGUACUGGAAGCAAAGAGCAUUGAAUUUGGAGAAGAUGCUCGAGGAAAGUACAGAGAGAGAGUGGAAAUUGCUUGAGAAGUUGAACGAGAGCUUGACGACUAUGGAGAGUCACUCUGCACCGGUCGAAGAGCUGACGCAGAAUCUGAAAAGAGCCGAAGGGUUCUUGCAUUUCAUACUUCAGAACGCUCCUGUCGUCAUGGGCCAUCAGGAUAACGAUUUGCGCUACCUGUUCAUCUACAACAAGUUUCCUAGUUUGCGGGAGCAGGACAUUCUCGGGAAAACGGACGUCGAGAUAUUCUCAGGUGCGGGGGUUAAAGAAUCUCAAGAUUUCAAGAGGGAGGUUCUUGAGAAAGGAAAGCCGUCGAAGAGAGAGAUCACGUUCGAGACGGAGUUAUUCGGGUCGAAGACGUUUCUGAUAUACGUCGAGCCAGUCUACAACAAAGCGGGCGAGAAACUCGGUAUAAACUACAUGGGCAUGGAAGUCACUGAUCAGGUAAGGAAAAGAGAGAAGAUGGUUAAGCUUAGAGAAGAUAAAGCAGUGAGGAACGCAAUGGAAUCUGAAUUGAACAAGACAAUCCAUAUUACAGAGGAGACGAUGAGGGCGAAACAAAUGCUAGCGACAAUGUCUCACGAGAUAAGAUCUCCAUUGUCGGGAGUGGUGAGCAUGGCCGAGAUACUUUCUACGACGAAACUGGAUCACGAGCAAAGGCAGUUGUUGAAUGUGAUGAUAUCUUCUGGAGAUUUGGUGCUUCAGCUCAUCAACGACAUCCUCGACCUCUCCAAGGUCGAAUCAGGUGUAAUGAAGCUGGAAGCAACGCAGUUUAGGCCAAGAGAGGUGGUGAAGCACGUGCUUCAAACAGCGGCAGCCUCACUGAAGAAAGCUCUGACAUUAGAAGGGCACAUCCAAGACAACGUUCCCAUAGAGGUAGUCGGAGAUGUCCUGAGAAUUCGGCAGAUCUUGACCAACUUGAUCAGCAACGCUAUCAAGUUUACGCACAGAGGGAAGGUGGGAAUCAAACUUGAAGUGAUACAGGAGCCGAGUUUUUUCAGCGAAGAUAGGAAAGAGCCUCGAAAUCCGACUCCGAUCGGUCAUAAUGAAAACACGGAGGAUGCUGAAGAAUAUGUGUCUGGAACCGCUGUCUGGAUACGCUGUGACGUUUAUGAUACCGGAAUUGGAAUACCGGAAAAAGCGAUACCUACUCUGUUCAAGAAGUACAUGCAGGCAAGCGCCGAUCAUGCGAGAAAAUACGGCGGAACUGGUUUAGGUCUCGCGAUUUGUAAACAGCUCGUUGAGCUGAUGGGUGGGCGACUCACUGUGACUAGCCAUGUGAACGUCGGCUCAACGUUCACGUUUAUAUUACCUUACAAAGUCGCACAACCGAAUGAUCAUUCCGAUGAUCCUGAUGAAUUCUCCGACAUGGCUGACCACCAGCCCAUCCCCGACGACACAGCCAAAGGAUUUUUCCAGUUUAAACAGCUUAUGGGCUCGCUUUACUCUUCCGACGGACCUGUCAUCGACCAGAACUUCUUAGUACCACAUAAAAUCAUGCAGGGUAGUCCGGUUAAGGUUAACGGUUUUGCCAGUGAUCCUUCUCAUGGCAUCCCCUUAUCCGAUAACAGACCAAAUGAGAGAGCCGCAGUCCAGAACGGCGGUUACAAGGCCGAAGGUGCUGAGACAUCACCAAGAACAGACACCAGUUGUGGUCCUUGUCCGGAUUCAGCUCACCAGUUUCCAAACGGAAGAAUCAAAACAAGUAAAGAAGAUACUUUGCGGUGCCCGAGUGAAUCUAAAGAGUUUGAAUCUUGUAGCAGUACACAAACUAGCAAUGAAGGUGGAACCGUGGUCAUGGAGACCAAACCCUCAGUCUCAUCUCAAAGGCAAGAGACAAAACCCGAGGCAGAUUCGAAGGAAACAUCUAAACCGAAGAUUCUACUCGUGGAAGAUAAUAGAAUCAACGUGAUGGUGACAACAUCUAUGAUGAAGCAGUUGGGACAUACCAUUGAAGUCGUCAACAAUGGGAUUGAAGCCAUACGAGCAGUGCAGACCUCUAGUUAUGAUUUGGUUCUUAUGGAUGUGUGCAUGCCGGUGUUGGAUGGUCUAAAAGCGACGAGACUGAUCCGUUCCUUCGAAGAAAAUGGCAACUGGGAGGCCGCAAAAGAAGCAGGAAUAGAUCCAAACGCGCUAUCUCCGGAUAAUUUGCAGAAUGGGCAAGUUCACCUCGGUUCUGCGAAGCGGCUGCCGAUAAUAGCGAUGACUGCAAACACGUUGUCGGAGAGCGCGGAAGAGUGUUAUGCCCACGGGAUGGACUCCUUUAUCUCGAAACCUGUAACGUUUCAGAAACUAAAAGAGUGUCUUGAACAGUAUGUGGCUUAG
Molecule: messenger RNA, 3627 nt
Organism: Tarenaya hassleriana
Lineage: Eukaryota; Viridiplantae; Streptophyta; Magnoliopsida; Brassicales; Cleomaceae
Product: histidine kinase 5
Exons: 12
Coding region: 751-3627 (958 amino acids)
Biological process (GO): phosphorelay signal transduction system; protein autophosphorylation
Molecular function (GO): histidine phosphotransfer kinase activity; phosphorelay sensor kinase activity
Source: RefSeq, a predicted model, not a curated record